Molecule: messenger RNA, 3589 nt
Organism: Physella acuta
Lineage: Eukaryota; Metazoa; Mollusca; Gastropoda; Physidae
Source: RefSeq, a predicted model, not a curated record
CGUCGGUAGCAAUGCAAAAUGGCUGCGUAAAUAUGUACACAGCCUAGAAAUGACAUCAAAUUUUAAUUACUGAUUGCUUAUAAUCAAUACAUGAACAAAUGUUGUUUCUUGGAUGUUUGGGGAGCAUUAAAAAUGCAUGAGGGAUGAACUGAUCCACCAUGUCAACUAAUGCCAAUCAGACAGAUUUAAAAAAAGGAAAUGAGGAGGAGUUCCCAGUUGCCGCUAUAGUGUGUCUUGCUGUUGGUGGUUAUGUUAUGCUAGUUAUAAUCAUAAUAGUCAUCCGACAUUUUUUACGGAAAAAAGGAGCAUGCCAGUCUACCUGUUGUGAGAUAUCUGAUGAGCCUUGCUGUGUCGCGUGCUCCAAAGUCAACGAGGCUUGCCCUUGUUGUUGUAGUUCUAAUGUCGAUGGAUGUCUGUCUAAAGUCUGUGGCCAAAGAAAGAAAAUUAGUUGUGUUGAUAUUUUAUUGUGCAAUUGUUGUGGCUGUACAGAGGGAUGCUGUGAAGCAUGCGAAUGCAAAAGUUGUCUUCCUUCAACCCAUGGGUGUUGUGGUGGGGAAACUUCCUGCUGCGUUCAGCGCCCAGGAUGUGCUGACUGCUGGGAAGAUGAGCUUGAAAAUAACACUUGCAAGUGCUUAUGCCUGGCCAUCAAAGUCCGCAGCCCCCGAAGGGGAAGCAGUAUAAGAAAAAGUCAGACUGCGGCUUCAAAUGAAUUUCAGAAUGAUAGCAACAGCAUAAGCAGUUCCAUAGACAGUGUUAAGAAAGUUGAAUAUGAAGGAAAAGAAAUAAAUCAGAAAAGUUUCAAUGUGCAUAGUGGUUCUGGUGAGGGUAUGAAGAAAGGAAGUGGUGAUAAAAUCAGGAAAAGAUCCACCUCUCAUAGCCCCAAGUUGUACAGCUCUCACAGUAAAUUAGUGCCGUUGGACACAUCAAACAAUUCAACAGCAGACCUCCAACAUCCGCACAUUAAAAGAUCUAGAUCUUCAAGUAAAGAAAUCACACAUGUCAGUUUUGACGAAAGCUUAGACGAAGGAACUUAUAAAUCUAUCAAAGAACAUAAAUUCGCAUUGCUGUCUGGUAGUUUUUCAGGGGACUCAACUACCAGUCUUUUUUCCAAGGUUCCCUUGUCAAGCAGUACUGAAAUAAAUAGUCGUGCAAAAACAGGUAGCAAAUUGAGGAGGUCACUUAGAGCAGGUCAAAGGUCGCAGAGGUUCCCAAACAAGAUUUUGAUUAGCUCCGAGUCCUUGAGUUCUAGCAUAGAUGUGAGGGCUUCUGUUAUUUCUGCCACUUCUCUAGAUAAACAGUCAGAUAUUUCACAUCUCAGUUCUCAAUCAUUCUCAAAUCCUUUGAAUCGCAGGCCAUUGCCGCCACUGAACAUUAAAUAAACAUAGAUAUAAAUUAUUUCUUGUGUAUAACAUUUUACAUUGUUUUUUUUUUUAUCAAAAGCAGCUAAGCAAAUAUUUUUAUUCUAUUUUUUAUUAUACUUUAAAUUUGAAAAUAUUUUUUGGCACAAGUUUCACCAACAUUUUACUUCAUGUCUUGUUAUUUUUUAGAAAUGUUAAAUGAGAGACAGAGAGUUUGCUCCAUUGUAAAAAAAAUUUUAAGUAAAAUGUUACUUUUGUCUCUUACAACACACAGUGGGUUUUUUUUUUAAUUUAACAAGAUACCAACUAUUACCUCCCUUGAGUGGGAGUUUUGUUUGCUUUGACUAAGAAAUAUUAAGAACAUUUCACUAAAAAAGCAGUUGAUUUACAUCUUUUCUUCAAUAAAUUGUAGACCUACAGAAUUAAUUAAACUCGGUUGUUUUUUUUAAUCUUCAAAAUGACACUUAUAUUCUUUUAAAAGAAUGUUAUAAAACAUAAAUCCUUUAAAAUUAACUAGUUUUAUCUUAAUAACCAAUUCAUGGAAAUUUUUCUUAGUCAAGAAUAGACAUAUAAGGAAAUAUCAAGUCAGCCAAAAUGAUAACACUUGUAGGCCUAUUCUCUUCCUAACUUUUUCUCUCUGACUCCACUAAGGCCUGCCUUGCUCUAUGACUUGCAAUAAUGUGUUGACUUCUUCAUUUCAUUUGUUUUUCCGGUAUAACUAUUUCCGAUGAAUAUUUUCAAACAAUAUAACUACUGCCAUUUUAAAUGCUUGCCUUACUUUUUUAAAAUGUUAAUUAAUACACCAAUCAAAAUUGGAGUAAAACUCAAAAGCUAAGAUUGUCUCUAUAUCUUUUUGAAUUGACAAAUGUCACAAAAUAUAAACAGAUUUGAAUUUGUUGUGAUAUAUAUAUAUAUAUAUAUAUAUACGUAUGUAACAAUUUCUCCCUCGAAUGCAGUGAUAACUGACAGAAUAUGAACAGAUAUGAACCUGUUGUGAUAUAUCUUAAUGUAACAAUUUCUCCCUCGAAUGCAGUGAGAUAUUUAGAUCUUUGUGACAAAUUUUGCACUGUUCACUUCACUCUGACAUAUGUUAGCAGACUUGAAGUCUUGGGUCUAACAUGAUUACAAGGGACAUAACUGUGAUAAAUAACUUGAACUUCCUGUUCUAAGAUUGUGCACCAAUGUUUAAAUUAUUUUUUUAUGCAUUGUUUUAAAAAAAACUGUAAGCUCAGAUGCCGUUGAGUAAUGUUUUUUUCUGCUACUUAAUAUGUAAUGCAUUUGAAGUCCUGUUCCUGCCAUAAGCUACUUCUGAUACUGUUCUGAUAUUUUUUGAAUCUUCCACUUUAGUGUAUUGUAUUACUUUAUUUAAACUUUGGUGUUAAAAAAGCUAAUCAAAUGUUUUCUAACAGGUGUUUGUACUAUUUCUUUUUCUGUGUUUGUAAUAUUUGAAAGACAUUUUUUAAAAAGUAGUAUUCGCUAAACAGUUAUUUUUUUUUCACAAAACAAACAAAAAAUAUUCAUUAUCUAAUCUAAGUUUUAUUGAAAUGAGUUUCAACCUUAAACUGUACUGGCUUUAAUGUUAAUAUUAUUAUAUUAGGAAUAGAGUAUUAGUUUUAUUUUUUAAAAUUUAAAAGUUAAAAGCUAUUGCUACUAAGCUUAAAAAUAUUUCUUUGCUUGUAAUGUACCUACACUCACUGAUAUGCUGGUGUUUAGUAAAUGUUUGAAAUUGUUGCCCCUGUUGAAGACAGUUUUAAGUCCAGCUGUCAGGAACAAAAAUAAUUGCCUCAAAACACUCUAACAAAUAGUCUAGCCAGUAAAUUACAGUAUAUCUUAAUGGCUUUGUUAUACUUUAAGAAGAGUUUUUAAUGACGUAAUGAUGAUUUGUGAUCACAUUACAACUAAGCUAAUAUAUUAAGUCUUUUCUGAAUUGCUUUUAAUAAGUUAAAAUAUGUAUGCUAAUUUCAACCAGCUUAAAUUAUCAUGUGCAAUUCCAAUUUUGUCAACUGAAAUUUUAUCUACUGAAAACUUAUUUAAAAGAUGUUUACAGACAGCCUUAAACCAAUCAGAAAUGUUUAAGUAUAAAUGGAGUUAAAACAACAAGUUUUAUACUGUCACACCCAAAGGACUUUAUUUUACCUAGAAAAGUUCAGCAGCAUUUACGUAAAAUUUAUUUAAUGUAGUCAUUAGAGUACUCUAUGCCUAGUUUUAAAUUAAAUAAAAAUGUUCUUCAA